UGCAUGGCAACAUCAUCCACCCAACCACUUUUCCCCUCUGAGUGGGUAUCACCUGGAACACACCUAAAUCUCAUGGGGAGCUUCAAGCCAGGCAUGGUUGAAGUAGACUGUGGUCUCAUUAGCUGGGCAGAGAUGAUCAUUGUUGAUUCAAUUGAAGCAUGUGUGAUUGAAGCCAGAGAGCUCAUUGCUGCCAGUCUAAGUGCUGGAGAUAUGAUUGAGACUGGGCAGUUGGUAGAGGAAUGGGAUUGUCAAGACAGGCUGGGAGAGAUUCAAAUGAGGAAAAGUGACGUGACAGUGUUCAAAUCAGUAGGCAUUGGGUUACAGGAUGUUGCUAUUGUGAGGCUCACUUUCUUUAACCUGCUUUCCGGAAACUUCAGGAUGAUUGAAAAAUGUAGUCCUCAUAUUGCCAUGAUGAUAUUUGAAGCUGGGAUUGACUAG
This is a messenger RNA of Pisolithus orientalis, 438 nucleotides long. RefSeq lists its product as uncharacterized. Lineage: Eukaryota; Fungi; Basidiomycota; Agaricomycetes; Boletales; Pisolithaceae. Gene Ontology annotation, cellular component: cytoplasm. The coding region runs from base 4 to 438 and encodes 144 amino acids. The record is from RefSeq and is a predicted model, not a curated record. The transcript is spliced from 2 exons.